AUGGACCAUCUGGAGCCACCCGCCUACACAGAACCGCCGAGCCUGCCCCAUCAGCAGCCCGGCACCGCCGCCGUAGAUUCGCUGCCGCAACUGCGAGAUCGCCGGCGUGAGAAGCCGCUUCUGUCAUGUACCUUUUGCAGGAGUCGCAAGGUGCGGUGUGACCGUCAGCUACCAUGCAAGACCUGCACGAACAGGGGAAUCGGCUUGUCCUGCACCUAUGAGUUGGGCGGGUCACGCAAGGGCAAGAGCAAAGUCAGCGUCGGUGAUCGUAUCCAGCAGCUCGAGGACCUCGUGCGCUCCCUGGUCGGGCAGCAGCAGCAACAGCAGACGCCGGCCGCACAAUCCGAUGCCGAUGGCCUCGUCCGAGACGUUUCGGAGCAUUCGUUCCAGGCCUCGCCGACCGCGUCGCCGCAGAGUGUCCCAACGACCCCGCUGGCAUCAUCGGUCGACAAGGACGCGCUCGUACCGGCCCAGAGUCAUGCGUCCAUAUCGCGGAGCAGAGAUCGUGACCGGGACCGUGCCGGCUCCCCCGCACCCUCGGAGCCGGGCAGCAUGCGUCUGCACUCGCAUGGUGUUGGUGCCAGCUACGUCGGGAGCGUUCAUUGGGCCGCCGUCCUCGACAGUAUCUCGGAGCUCAGAGACCACUACGAGGAGGAAGAGGAGGCCCGGAUGCUGGCCACCAGCGACCAUGUGCUUCUCCAAAGCCCUGGCCCCCGACUGCUAUACGAGCCCAUCCAAGCCACAAAAGCCCAUCUUCUUGCUUCAAUCCCGGCCCGGCCCGUACUGGACCGCAUGGUCGCACGGUACUUCAACGCAGAAGGGGUCGUGCCGGCAAUACUUCACAGUGGACAUUUUCUCCGAGAGUACGAAAAGUUCUGGCAGGAGCCAGCUGCCAUGUCGUGCAUCUGGAUUGGACUCUUAUUUAGCGUAAUGUGCGUCGCCACAUUAUACCAACAGUCGAUUGAAGACCCGGCAGAUCCGGAAACUCCAGAACGCGUGCGCGUGUUUCGGGAACAGACUCUGCACAGCCUAAUCCUAGGCCAAUACACCAGGGGCGGGGAAUACGUGCUUGAAACAAUGAUCAACUAUCUCAUUUGUGAGUCGUUUAUAGCCCAGGAUACUGAGAUCGGGCUCUGGCUUGUACAAGGCAUCAUCGUGCAGCUUGCCCUGACUCAGGGCUACCACCGAGAACCCGAGAAGUUCCCCAGCAUUUCCCCAUUUGCCGGUGAGAUGCGGCGGCGGGUGUGGGCCAUCAUCGUGCAGAUGGAUCUUCGUCUUUCAAGCCAGUUGGCGCUGCCAUCCGUACUCAAGUUGCAGCAGUACGACACAGCUGAGCCGCGGAACUUGCUGGACACAGAUUUCGAUGAUACUACCGUCGAGCUGCCCCCAUCGCGUCCCGAGACUGAGGUCACGCCCGUGCUCUACAGCUUGGCCAAGAGCAGGGUAGACAAGAUGAUGGGGCUAGUCAACGACGUCGUUAACGACACCCAGGAGCACCCGUACACGGAGAUUAUGGAGCUGGACCGGAAGCUACAAGAGGCCGAGGCCUCACUGCCACCAAUCUUCCGAUGGCAGCCUCUCAGCCAAUCCUUCAUGGUGGCACCCCAGGUCGUCAUGCACCGCGUGUUGCUCCAGCUCGCCAUACAGAGGCUGACAAUUUGGCUUCACCGCAACGCUUGCGUCCAGGCGGCCAUCAAGAUCCUAGAGUUCCAGCAGAUAGUGAUGGAGGAAACACAGGGAGAUGGGCUGCUGUAUCCCGCGAGGUGGGCGCGGUGGAUGCUCCUGUCCUCGCGGCCGCGGGCCGUCUUCUUGCUGGGCGUAAGCAUCCUCUGCUACUAUAUACAGCUGGCCAAGUCCCGACCGGACGUUUCCCUGGACCAGGCCACGGGCACCAAGAUUCACAAUCUGCUUCGCAACGCGUAUCCCCUCUGGCUGCACUCGCCCACCGUAUCUCGGGAAGCCCGGCGGGCGAUUGACCACCUGAGUCUCAUGUUGGGGCUGCAGGAACAAGAUAUCGGCACGCCUCUCACUGGCUCUGCCACUGCCACGCCUCAGGGCACGGAUAUGUCGCUUGACCAGUUCACUUGGGACGCAUACGAAGAGUGUAUCGCUAGUUUCCCAGCAACGACAGCUUUCGGUGGCGAAUUUAUGGGGCCGAGCCUGCCCGGCUCCUCUUCAUCAACGAGCAUCUCUACAGCAGAUCUUUUGUCAAUGAAUCUGAACACCCCAGAGUCGGGCGGCUGGAUGGACAGAGGAGCCUUUAGGCCAUGA
This is a messenger RNA of Trichoderma breve, 2271 nucleotides long. RefSeq names its product fungal specific transcription factor domain-containing protein. Gene Ontology annotation, cellular component: nucleus. The coding region runs from base 1 to 2271 and encodes 756 amino acids. The transcript is spliced from 5 exons. Gene Ontology annotation, molecular function: DNA binding; DNA-binding transcription factor activity, RNA polymerase II-specific; zinc ion binding. Lineage: Eukaryota; Fungi; Ascomycota; Sordariomycetes; Hypocreales; Hypocreaceae. Gene Ontology annotation, biological process: DNA-templated transcription; regulation of DNA-templated transcription. The record is from RefSeq and is a predicted model, not a curated record.